Messenger RNA from Agrilus planipennis (emerald ash borer), 3079 nucleotides. It is a transcript of the gene Rpn2, whose product is annotated as 26S proteasome non-ATPase regulatory subunit 1. The coding region runs from base 110 to 3064 and encodes 984 amino acids. Gene Ontology annotation, molecular function: enzyme regulator activity. Lineage: Eukaryota; Metazoa; Arthropoda; Insecta; Coleoptera; Buprestidae. The record is from RefSeq and is a predicted model, not a curated record. Gene Ontology annotation, cellular component: proteasome storage granule; proteasome complex; nucleus. Gene Ontology annotation, biological process: proteasome-mediated ubiquitin-dependent protein catabolic process; regulation of protein catabolic process. The transcript is spliced from 15 exons.
AAGAAGAGAAGUUCUGACGGUCGUGUUGUGUCGUGACUUGCUUACUUGCUUCUCGAACAAAUAAAAUCGUUGUUUUCUGGUUUUUGUGAGUGUUAAUUAAUUUUUUGGAAUGAAUAUUACUUCAGCCGCGGGGGUGAUUUCCCUCUUGGAUGAGCCAAGGCCAGAACUUAAGGAGUUUGCCCUAAAAAAGUUAGAUAAUAUCGUUGACGAGUUUUGGCCAGAAAUAUCUGAAGCUAUUGAAAAAAUUGAAAUUUUACAUGAAGAUAAAAUUUUUCCGAAACAUGAGUUGGCGGCUUUGGUUGCUAGCAAAGUUUACUAUCAUUUGGGUUCUUUUGAGGAUGCGUUAACGUAUGCCCUAGGUGCAGGUUCUCUUUUUGAUGUAAAUUGUCGAUCAGAAUAUGUAGAAACUUUGCUAGCAAAAUGCAUAGAUUUCUACACUCAGCAGCGCAUUAGCUUGGCAGAUGAAUCAUCAAAUGCUAAACCAAUUGAUCCUCGUCUCGAAGCCAUCGUUAAUCGUAUGUUCCAAAGAUGUCUGGAUGAUGGACAAUAUCGUCAAGCCCUGGGCUUGGCCUUGGAAACCAGGCGAAUGGAUAUUUUUGAGACUGCCAUCACCCAGUGUGACGAUGUGGCUGGGAUGCUGAGUUAUGCAUUUCAAGUAGCCAUGAGUUUGAUUCAAAAUCGCGGUUUUCGUAAUACGGUGUUACGGUCUCUCGUUGAACUAUAUCGCAAUUUGGCAAUACCUGACUAUGUCAACAUGUGUCAAUGUUCAAUUUUCCUAGGCGAUUCCGAUUUUGUUGCCGAAAUAUUGGCGAAGCUUGCGAAGGGCGACGAAGAAAGUCAGCUUAUGUCUUACCAGAUCGCUUUUGAUAUGUACGAAUCAGCCACACAGCAGUUUCUUGGUAAGGUACUACAAGCUUUACGUACCAGCGCUCCGCUACCCCAUUUGCUGAAAUCUAAGACCAAAAUAAUCGAUCCCAAUAUAGAAGAGAGCGAAAAUGCCACGGAGAUUUCCGCUGAAACAGAAGAUAAAAGAACAUUGCAGAGUUUGAGUGAUGCUGAAAAGGAGCACCAGGAACGCGUUGAAAAAUUGCAUAAUAUUUUGUCUGGGGAGGUGUCAAUUGAAUUACAUUUGCAGUUCCUUAUUCGUUCAAAUCAUUCGGAUCUUCUAAUAUUGAAACAAACCAAGGAGGCAAUUCGUGUGAGCAUUUGCCACACUGCCACUGUGAUUGCGAACGGUUUCAUGCAUAGUGGCACCACUAGCGACCAAUUUUUAAGAGAUAAUUUGGAAUGGUUAGCAAGAGCUACAAACUGGGCAAAACUUACAGCUACCGCAUCUUUGGGGGUAAUACAUCGUGGACAUGAAAACGAAGCCCUAACGUUAAUGCAAAGUUACUUACCGAAAGAAGUUGGACCUAGUUCUGGUUAUUCCGAAGGUGGCGGCUUAUAUGCUCUUGGUCUUAUUCACGCAAACCACGGCGCAAAAAUUAUCGAUUAUUUAUUAAGUCAGCUUAAAGAUGCCCAGAAUGAGAUGGUCAGGCAUGGUGGUUGUCUGGGGUUGGGAUUGGCCGCUAUGGGCACUUAUCGACGCGACGUCUAUGAACAGCUUAAAUUUAAUUUGUAUCAAGACGACGCAUGUACCGGUGAAGCGGCAGGUAUAGCCAUGGGCAUGGUUAUGUUGGGCUCUAAAAACGCUUCUGCCAUAGAGGAUAUGGUCGCGUAUGCCCAAGAGAGUCAGCACGAAAAAAUUUUACGUGGUUUAGCCGUGGGAAUUGCGUUCACUAUGUACGGCCGUCUCGAGGAGGCCGACUCUCUUAUCCAACAAUUGACAACUGAUAAGGAUCCUAUCCUUAGGCGUUCGGGCAUGUACACCUUAGCCAUGGCUUAUUGCGGAACAGGACAUAAUCAGGCCAUCAGGAAGCUCCUGCAUGUGGCGGUUUCAGAUGUUAACGACGACGUACGGAGAGCAGCCGUGACGGCCCUCGGUUUUCUGCUGUUCAGAACUCCGGAACAAUGUCCCAGCGUGGUGUCCCUCUUGGCAGAAAGCUAUAAUCCCCAUGUGCGUUACGGUGCUGCCAUGGCUCUGGGCAUCGCCUGCGCUGGAACCGGGCUUCGCGAAGCCAUCGCUCUCUUGGAGCCGAUGGUUAUGUUUGAUCCGGUGAACUUUGUCCGUCAGGGUGCCCUCAUUGCUUCCGCCAUGAUCCUAAUUCAACAGACUGAGCAGAUGUGUCCCAAAGUAUCCUUCUUCCGACAAACCUACUCCCAGGUCAUCAGCAACAAACACGAAGACGUUAUGGCCAAAUUUGGAGCAAUUUUAGCUCAGGGCAUAAUUGAUGCAGGAGGUCGUAAUGUCACCUUAUCGCUUCAAUCACGUACAGGACACACUAAUAUGUUAGCAGUUGUCGGAACCCUCGUAUUCACCCAAUAUUGGUAUUGGUUCCCACUUGCACAUUGCUUGUCUUUAGCAUUUACUCCCACUUGUAUCAUUGCUCUUAACGCCCAGCUCAAGAUGCCCAAACUGGAAUACAAAUCGAAUGCUAAACCCAGUUUGUAUGCAUACCCAGCACCUUUGGAAGAAAAGAAACGCGAAGAAAGAGAAAAGGUGACAACAGCUGUCUUGAGUAUUGCCGCACGCCAACGUCGUCGCGAUCAUGAGAAAAGACAUCGAGAUGAAAAAAUGGAUGUGGAUGAAGAAAAAGAAGAAAAGAAAGAAGAAAAAAAGGACGACAAGAAAGUCGAGGAGAAAAAAACUGAAGAUAAAAAGUCUGAUGAAAAGAAAGAGGUAAAGAAAGAUGAAAAAGACGAGAAGAAAAAGGAACCUGAACCUACGUUCGAAAUCCUCUCAAACCCAGUUCGAGCUCUUCGUCAACAGUUAAAGGUCAUCUCGUUGAAUGAAGGGUCUCAUUACGUACCUAUGAAGGACGUCUCUAUUGGAGGUAUUGUUAUGGUGCGCAAUUUGAAACCAGACGUGGAAGAACUAGUCGAACCAGUUGCUGGUAAGUUACACGUAAAUAAAUUACGAGGCAUAUUUCACAAAAUGGAAAAAAAUUAUCUUAACAAGUGUUGAUUUUACUUGUUAGCU